GGUGCGCCCGCCCGCCCGGGGCUUCCCGCUGUGCGGAGGAGGCGGCUGGGGCGCUGCUGCCUGCGCAGAGCUCCACCAGGGCGAGCGGCAGUAGCGGAGUUGACGGGGGAGUCACGGCUGUCGAUCCUGCGCCAUGAGGACAGGAGAAAGAAAACGGUGAGGCUGACUCUCUUCCUGAAGGAUCCUUGUGCUUCUUCCUAAUAUCACACAGUGUGUGCGCGCACACAGGUUCACGUGUGGAUUCAUUGUAAUGGAUCGCUACAGAUAUUUCAUCUUUAACCAGAAAAGUAUGGUUGUGCUGGGGCUUUUGCAGAUAGCCUGUGCUGCAGUGUGUGUCAUCAGUGGAUUAAUGGAUGGCACCUUCAGAACAGAAUCAGCACUGAGUAAAACCAGAGCACCCGUCUGGGCUGGAAUGGUCAUGGGUGUUCCUGGAAUUCUGGCUUUAUUUUCUUCCCAGAAAAAAAAUCCAGUUCUUGUGAAUGCAAUGAUAGUAGCUUCUAUAUUUUCUUGUUUUGCCACCAUCAUUGUAGUUGUCUAUGCUUCCUUAACUUUAAGCUAUGGUGAAGAAGAUGAGAUGUUCACACAUGAGCCAGUUCAUGUUAUUCAUACGAAGUUUGUGCUUGAUAAACUUGUCAAAGGAGCCAACGUAGCAAUGUUAAUUGCAUCUACCUGCAGUGCUUUCAUUGUGCUAGUUAUUGCUUACAUGGGCUGCCGAAGUCUUCCACGUUGUUCAUGUUAUGACAACGUAACUGGAAUGGAAUGGUUACAACCUGCUGAGGAUCCGCAGCAGACUGUGGAACUGGUUUGCACUAUGCAAAGUCAUGGGAACAGAAUCUUUAAUUCCCCAAUGCAGUUUCCAGAUCAAGACUUAGAUGCAGAGGAAGAACUAUCCAAACCACCUCCCUACAUCAGACUUGCUUGAAGAAUAACUAAGAAUUUUAAUGCUAAUAGACUGGAGAACUUACCUUAUAUUUUGCUACCUUUUUUUUAAAGAGGUUUUUAAAAAACAAAAUCUGUGCACUUUUUCUUGGAUUCGUUAAACAUGGAACUACUGAAUGCACAGGAAGUUCAGCUAAGAUGGCAGUGCAAUUGUCUAAGCACUCAUGGAUGAAAAGAUCUUACAGGUUCUUAAACUGAUUUAGGUCUUGCACAGUUAAAAUACCUCAUCUCUUCUGGGAUGUAUGAACCAGUCUCCUGCAGCUUUUAUACGAGACCUAUAUUUUAAGUCUAGAUGAUAAUGGAAUUUGUCUUGCAGCUUCAGUUUAGUAGUGCUAGCUUUGAGCAUUCAAAUGUGAAAUCAUAUUGACUGUUUUAAAAUGUUUGUUAAUGCAGCUACAUUUUUCUCAAAUAUAACUUGUGUUUUUCUGCAUUUUAAACAAGUUAUACCAGAAUGAAGGAGCCACUUGUGGUUAGACAUCAUUUCUUUUACUUCUGUGGACUGCACUGGAUAUUCAGCAAUCUUCUUCCAUCUUUCUUGGGGAACAGACUAAAAUGUCUGGUAUUAAAACUUGAAAUUCCCCUGUCAAACUAUGGAUUCAGUUUUGUGUUUAAAAAAAAAUCUUAUUUAUAUUUUAUCAAUGA
Molecule: messenger RNA, 1581 nt
Organism: Mauremys mutica (yellowpond turtle)
Lineage: Eukaryota; Metazoa; Chordata; Testudines; Geoemydidae
Exons: 8
Coding region: 251-922 (223 amino acids)
Cellular component (GO): membrane
Source: RefSeq, a predicted model, not a curated record